AUGGAUGCCGCGGGGCGGCAGUACAUGGGAAUCGCGGCGUACACGGCUGUUGCACUAUCGGAGUUUGUGGCACGCCAUGACGCCGUGCCCCGCCUCCUCCAGCGGCAGCUGCCGCGCGAGGCAUGCGAGGAGCGGAACCUGGGUGCGCUGCUCGAUUGUGCGCUUUCGAUCCUGUGGCACAGUCAGAGCGUGCCGCGCAAUACGUUUGUAGAGCAGCUGUGCAGGCGCGCAGUGCCCGACUUGCGCGAGCUCAGCCAGCACGCGCUGAGCGAGCGCGACUUUACCUCGUUGUCCACGCUGCAGCAUGGCGCGACGGGCACCGUGGAAGUGGUGCGCUGCAAGUUUGACCGUCAUCUGUACGUCCUCAAGAGCAUCUUGAAGGGUGUCGCACGCCGCGAGUCCUAUCGCUUCUCUCCGGUGUUUGAAAGUCAGCUGCUGGGCUUUGCAUCGGACGAGCCAUACACACCCAAGCUCCACGCCGCCUUCCAGGGACCGGGGUCGGUGCACAUUGUCAUGGAAUAUUUUCCGGCGGGCGACCUCGACUCGCUCCUGCGCGCCGCCGCCGAGGCGGGGUCGGGCUACCCGGGCAAGAGCACCCAGGGCGGCCUGCUCCAGGAGGACUGGGUCGUGCGGUACGCCGCCGAUAUGGUCGCCGCGAUCGGAUGGCUGCACCGGCUCCAGUUUGUGCAUCGCGACAUCAAGCCAAGCAACUUUCUCUUGCACAGCUCGGGGCGCCUCAAGCUGUGCGACUUUGCGACCUGCGCGCCCUUUGCGCAGUUUGGCGAGGAACGGCGCGUGCUGGCAUUCUAUACACAGCGCCCAGCGGGCACCUGUGACUAUAUCGCGCCGGAAAUUCUCAAAUGCGAGGAGCAGCGCAUCCUCUCCGAGUGCCCGUCGCCGCCGAGCACCUCGCUGCCGGGCUUCCUCGAGACGCCGGCGCCCGACGCGCUCAUCCCGGGCGCGUACGGGCCGGGGGUCGAUUGGUGGAGCCUAGGCGUGGUGCUCUACGAGAUGGUGUUUGGCAAGCCGCCGUUCUGGGCACCGAUGCCGGCUGACGUCUACGCCAAGAUUGCGAGCCACGAGCAGCACUUUGCCAUGGACUCGAACGUGCCGUGCUCCGCUGCGCUGCGUGCUCUGAUUGCCGCGCUGGUGUGCAGCUCGCCGCAGCGGCUUGGCCAGCACGCCACCGAGCAGGUGCAGCACCAUGCCGUCUUUUCGCACGUCCCGUGGGACGCACUCGAUACGUACGCUGUGCCCUUUGUCCCGUCGCAUGCUGCGGCGCACCAGGCAGACGCAAGCGGCCUCAUGCCGUCUGUGCUGCACAGCCCGCUGCUCACGCCCCCGCUGAACGGGGGCGAGUCGGUGUCGAUGGACACCCCCCCGAGCUUCUCGCAAAUGUACCAGGGGCCGCUGGAACUCUUUCCUACGUUUCCCGACUCGUUGGACGCGAUCCAUACGCCGGCAGCCGCAUCGCACCCGCCGCACUUGCUCGAGGCGUCGCCAGCCGACUCGUGGCCGUCGAGCGCCGAGUCUACGCCGAAUCACACGUCUCAGGACCGCGACGCGGGCUGGAAUGAGAUUGAUACCCACUUCCAAGGCUUCAGCUUGGUGCCGAAUUCCAACGCCUUUGCGGCCGAUGGCGAGAGCGAGCCGGCCCAGGAGGUGCAGAGCGCCUCGCCGAGCACCCAGCCGCUCGCCUCGACACCGAUGACCAAGCCAAGCGGCCGCCCGCCCGUGUCGCCGCCCGGUUGGCAGGCCUCGCCGCCGGACGCGCAGCCCUCUCUGCAGCGCCGCGCGGUACAGACCGCGCUGCGCAUCCGCAACGGGCCCAACGAGAUUCACACUCCCUUCCGCCUACCGUCGCUUGGCCCGCCUGUCGAGCCAGUGUCGCCCUAUCCUUUCCCGCUGGCGAGCGGUGCACGCGCGCCGGUCAUCGCGACGCCCGGCUUCUCGCUCUCGCCCGAGAUUGCGAUGAAAACGCCGGCCGGUGCGUACGAGACGAUGGGCUCCGAUUCGCGUCACUCGGGUGGUAGUACAUGGAAGCGUAACCUGUCGGAGCGCCAGGCGUGGACCGAGAUGAUGGACGCUGUCCAGCGCAGCGCACGCAAGCUCGAUGCGGGCCACUUCCGGCCCGAGACCAGCCUGCGGAGCCUCGCCGAGGAAGAGGAAGAGUCGCUUCCCCCGCUGCCGAGCCAAAGCAGUAUUUCGUCGCGGCGGCCGUCGCUCCGUGUGCACUCCCCGACGCUGCUCGAGCAAGAAUCGCCCGAGAAACGCCCGGCGCCCGCGUUGCGCACCGCUGCCUCUUGCUUUGAUCUGCGGCGGCGUAUGCUCCCGCUCGAGACGUCGGUCAACGCGAACCAGCUCGAGACCAGUCCGCAAGAGCGGCCGAUGCUGCGCACGCGCCGCAGCACGCGGCAGCUGCUCCUCGAUGCACAAGUGACCUCGACACCGACCCGCAGCGCAUCGCGAAUCUUUUCCUUGCCGUCGCCGCAAAAGGCGAUGCUGGAUUCGCGCACCACGUCGAGCCCGCCCCGCCGGCGCACGCUCAAGGGAAGCGCCUCUGUGCGUGAUUUCCGCGAGGUGAUCCGGCAGGAAAAGACCCUCCCGACGCUGCCCGACGCUUCGCCGCCGCCCGCCCAGCGCAUGCGGGCGCAGCGCGACGAGCAGAACGUGUGGCCGCCGAUGGACUCGCACCGCACUCUGUCCGAGUACCGCCGUGGCCUCGCGCACGGCCGCAGCCCUGCGCCGCGCGCCGAGCCGGGCGCCGAGGACGCGUUUGGGCGCGCGGCGAGCCUGCAGCGGCCCACGCUCCGGAGCUGGGACCGCGCCGCACGUCGCAUGCAGAGCUCGCUCGGUCUGUCGAGUGUUUAUCGCCAAGGGAACACGGACGCCUCGAAAGAGAACGUGCUGCAGCGCAUGACGACCGAGCACCGCGAUAUCCAGCGCUCGGUGACCAGCCUGGAGCGCGAGCUUAAAGACCUCAAGCACCGUGUGGACCAUGUAGAAUUAUAA
This is a messenger RNA of Malassezia japonica, 3012 nucleotides long. RefSeq lists its product as uncharacterized. The coding region runs from base 1 to 3012 and encodes 1003 amino acids. Gene Ontology annotation, biological process: peptidyl-serine phosphorylation; intracellular signal transduction. The transcript is spliced from 3 exons. The record is from RefSeq and is a predicted model, not a curated record. NCBI's taxonomy places the organism in Eukaryota, Fungi, Basidiomycota, Malasseziomycetes, Malasseziales, Malasseziaceae. Gene Ontology annotation, molecular function: ATP binding; protein serine/threonine kinase activity.